AUGUCGGCCUCGUCGUUGCCCGCGGGGGUGAAUGCGCCGCUCAUGGCGGAUAAUCCCAACAAUCACAGCGGAUUGAUCGUGAUAAUUACCUCAUUUUACAUUGUUUUGAUUAUUGCUGCGCUCAUCGCACGUAUCUACGCUUCGUUCCAGAGGCGGCUCAUGCAACAUGAUGACUUUUUGUUUGGGGUUCUUGUGGUAGUAGCAAUCGUUCAAGCUGUGGUGGUAAUAACACAAGCCCACUAUGGCUGGGGAAUCCGAGUAGAGUCUGCGAUUGACGAUCGAAUGCUCAAGGCUGGAUACGCGGCUGAGAUCAUAUCAAUUCUUGUCUUGGGCUUCUCCAAGCUAUCGACCUGCCUAUUCUACGAAGCCCUCUUCUCGCAAAUACAGCGUCGGUUCGUACGCGCCAUCCUGGUCGCAGUAAUUAUGUGGACGAUCAUGUCUAUAAUAUUGCUGGCUGUUCGCUGUACCGACAAGCCAUGGAUGGAUAUCAGUGCGGCUCAAUGCAGUAGUCUGCUCCCACGCUGGCAAGCCAUCACAGCGACCGACAUCGCGACAGAGUUCUUUCUUUUCUUGUAUUCCGGGCUUGCGGUGCACAAAGUCAAGAUAUCGAUGCAGAAAAAAGUGAUGGUCUUCCUAGCUUUAGAAUGUCGAGUGCUACUCAUCCUACUUGCCGGUGUACGUCUUCACUACAUAACAGCACAAAUCAACUCCGCGACGCCGAUCCUCAUUGGCGCCUUCGCGACCAUCACAACAGAAAUGUACCUCGCAAUCAGCGUGCUCUGUCUCGUGAGCGCAUUCCUCAAGUCGUUCAUUGCAGCUUAUGAAGACAGCAACGGGAUCUCGUACACCGGUAGAAUGUCGGGGUCGCAUUCGAAAUCGCCCAAGGGGGCGUCGAGUACCACGCAGAAAAAUUCGUCCCGGUUCUCAAACACAGUUGAACGAUUGCGCGGCUGGGAGCGAGAGGAGGAUCCGAUUAUCGGUCCCACUGAUGCCUCGGGCGGGUUGCAGAUUUAUAAAUCUGUACAAGUGGAUGUGAGUGAUGAGCCUAUUGAGUUGGCUGAGGCGGGGCGGGGAGGCCGAGGACAUAUUGGCACAGAUCUACAGACUAAAUAG
This is a messenger RNA of Penicillium soppii, 1113 nucleotides long. RefSeq lists its product as uncharacterized. The transcript has 5 exons. NCBI's taxonomy places the organism in Eukaryota, Fungi, Ascomycota, Eurotiomycetes, Eurotiales, Aspergillaceae. The record is from RefSeq and is a predicted model, not a curated record. The coding region runs from base 1 to 1113 and encodes 370 amino acids.